Messenger RNA from Capsella rubella, 501 nucleotides. RefSeq lists its product as uncharacterized. Gene Ontology annotation, biological process: negative regulation of cell population proliferation. NCBI's taxonomy places the organism in Eukaryota, Viridiplantae, Streptophyta, Magnoliopsida, Brassicales, Brassicaceae. The record is from RefSeq and is a predicted model, not a curated record. Bases 81 to 203 code for a protein of 40 amino acids. The transcript has a single exon.
AUCUCAAUUAAUCACUUUCUCUUACAUUCACAGCUCUAAAACGAUCACAGAAGAAACCUAAACGAAAAGCUCUAUAAGAUAUGGGAGUCUUGAAGAGAAGAGUUUCGAGUAGCAGAGGUCUUGGAGGUGUUCUUAGAGAGCAAAGAGCUAAGCUUUAUAUCAUCAAACGAUGUGUUGUGAUGCUCCUAUGUUGGCAAGAUUGAUGAUCUUGGUUUGAUUCUAAGUGGUGAUACUCUGAAGCUUAACCAGAUCAAACCUAUGAUCGCAAGAAGAUAUGAAGGAAGAAACCGGUUUGGGUUUUGCUAGUCAAUCUUAGGGGGACGAAAGUGAACACUUUCGAUAUACGAUUAUAUUUUUAGUUUUUUUGGGAAGGUAUAUUUGUAAAUAUACGAAUAAAAAUUUGGGACAAAUUUUGUAAUGGCUUUUGCCUUAUGGCUCCCUGUGUAAAUUAAACUUUAUAUAUAUCUCACACAUAAUCUAACCAAGAUUAGUUCUUGUUUA